AACCUCUCUGCUUGCGAAUGUGAACGUGUCUGAGAGCAGCGGGGUGGGGUACCGCACUGGGCCGCCCGUCACCGCUCCUCCCUCCCGUGUGAAAGCCGGCGCGAACGGGCUCCCGCUGCGCAGGAUGCAUUAGACAAUGGUGUGCCCGAGACUGCGCUUCCUGCUGAGCGGCGGCAGGAAAAGGCCUUUUUCCCUCCGCAUCCUGAGAAGGCCGUGCCCGCUGCCAUGCAGCAGCAGCGCUUGAUUUCCGGCAGCAGAAGGAAGGACGCUCCGCCAGCCCCCGCCGCCGCUCUGCUUCCCCUUCGCGGGCCGUGCCAGUGCGAGGCGGUGGUCGCGCUGCCGGCGGGUAUCGCCACGGCUCCAUCCGACGGCUACCGAGCCGGGGCGCUGACCAGCGGCAGAGAAGCCCGACCCGCGCCCCCCACACGGUUUCCGGCGAGCGGCGCCGCCGGUCCGGCCCCGCACGACUCCCUCUUCCUUCCCCGGCGCACCCGCCGUCUCCAGGUGAAGCGGGCCCCAGGGGCGGCAACCUUCAGGCCGCGGUUGCUCCCCGCUGUGAAGGACGGGCCAGGGUGUGGCGGCGCCGCCUGCCCAGCUUUGGUCCCCGCAGACCUCUCAAAACAGCCGCCUUUGCCCCGUGGAAGCUGGCGGCGCCGGGCGCUCUCCCCCAACCUCAGGACAGCCAGCAGCUGCUGCGGCGGUAUGAGGAUUAAAGCUGACGGCGAGCGCCUAACGGGAGGAGCAGCCGGUCUCAUGGGCCCUGGGGCUGCCCGGGGCUGACGGGUCGGAGCUGAGCUGAGCUGAGGUUUGUGUGCUUGAGUAAUCUGAAGCUGUUCUCUUCAAACCAAACAGUACAGAACUCGUAGGUUGCCAUGUUCAUGUUGCUUGCAUUUGGAUUGCUACUGCAAGGAUUUCUGAUUAAUUCCCAAGCUGAAAAUCUUACUGAACUCAAAAGCAUUCCAGAAGAGCCAUUCUAUAGCUACAAAGCUAUCAACUUGCCUGACGAGCAUAUUCCGUACUUUCUGCACAAUAAUAGGCACAUUGCUGGCAUCUGUGAGCAGGACUCUCAUUGCCCAUAUAAAAAAUACUUGAAGAAACUAAAAUCCUGCUGGGGUUAUGAGAAAUCUUGCAAUUCAGAAUACAAGUUCAGUUACCCAGCAUGUGAUUAUUUUGAAACUGGAUGGGCAAAUGACAUUGAGACAGCCCAGCAGAUAUUCUGGAAACAAGCUGACUUCGGUUAUGUUCAAGAGAGACUCAGUGAAAUGAAAACUCAUUGUAAGCCUGCAGCACCUGGAGACUCAUCUUUGACCUGCUCUCGGUACCUUCAGCAUUGCAGAGCAACAAACUUGUACAUUGAUUUACGAACUGUAAAGAGAAACCAUGACAGAUUCAAAGAAGACUUUUUACAGAAGGGAGAAAUUGGAGGUCAUUGCACCCUCGAUGUUCAAGCAUUUUUGGCUGAAGGACAACGCAAGAGCCCUCUGCAGUCUUGGUUUGCAGAACUCCAGACAUUUACUGCAUUAAACUUCAGGCCCCUAGAAGAUGAGCAGUGUGAUGUUGUUAUUGAAAAGCCAACAUACUUCAUGAAGUUAGAUGCAGGUGUUAAUAUGUACCAUCACUUCUGUGAUUUUGUCAACCUUUACAUUACUCAACAUAUCAAUAAUUCCUUCAGUACUGAUGUCAACAUAGUCAUGUGGGACACUAGCUUAUAUGGCUAUGGUGACCUCUUCAGUGAGACAUGGAAGGCAUUUACAGAUUAUGAAAUAAUACAUUUGAAAACCUUUGAUUCUAAAAGGGUGUGCUUUAAAGAAGUAGUCUUCUCCUUACUGCCGCGAAUGCGCUAUGGCUUGUUUUAUAACACACCCUUGAUCUCUGGCUGUCAUGGUACAGGGCUGUUUAGAGCAUUUUCUCAGCAUGUCCUACACAGGUUAAAUAUCACACAGGAAGGACCCAAGGAUGGGAAAAUUCGAGUCACAAUACUUGCACGCAGUACAGAUUACCGGAAGAUAUUAAAUCAGAAGGAGCUUGUGAACGCUUUGAAAACAGUAUCAAUGCUGGAGGUCAGAGUGGUAGACUACAAAUACAAGGAACUUGGAUUUUCAGAGCAGUUGAGGAUUACUCACAACUCUGAUAUAUUCAUUGGGAUGCAUGGAGCUGGGCUUACCCAUUUGCUUUUUCUACCAGACUGGGCUGUGGUUUUUGAACUAUACAAUUGUGAAGAUGAACGUUGUUACCUGGAUCUGGCAAGGCUUAGAGGCAUUCACUACAUCACCUGGCGGAAAAGGAACAAAGUGUUCCCUCAGGAUCGGGGACACCACCCAACGCUGGGAGAACAUCCAAAAUUUACGAACUACUCCUUUGAUGUGGAAGAAUUUAUGUACUUGGUAAUUCUGGCUGCAAAUCAUGUUUCGCAGCAUUCUAAGUGGCCAUUUAGAGUAAAACAUGAUGAAUUCUAAUGCUCCACUAAAAAAAUAUUCUAGCAACAUAAAGCAAAAUGCUGGUGUGAAACGUGUAAACCUCGGUGAGGGAGAUAACCCAUUAUUAACUUGUCAGACCACUUCUUAGCACCAUAACUUAUGUUUAUAGUCCUGCUUUUUAAUCCUGGCAGGUUUGGUUGUGUCAGAACUUCUUCAGAACUCCUUUUGGGUUUUGCACUGUAUUUUGCACUCCAAGUUCUGAAAUAAUUGUCUGUUACAUGGAGGUAUGUCCAUCAGUUUCAAGGAAGAUGCUAAUCUUAUAAUAAUGUCUGACUAGUGUUACAUGAGGAAGUGCUGAAGGAUGAGGCAUGUUACAGCUUUGAUUUUCAGUGCAGUCUCUCUGCGAAUGUACUUGGCCUGUUGGAGCUCCUCAGUUCCUCUUUUUAAGAAGCUGAGUGCUUCUCUACUAGCUCUGUACCUGUCAUUAAAAAUCUGGGUAGGAAUUGCCUUCCUGUUGUAAGACACUGCCAGGAUGUCAUUUGCAGUCAAGUUACAUGACACAGUGGUUCCAGGGUGACAGUUUAGUUCCUUUCUGUCACCAUCCAUGUUAUUGCUGUGCCUUACCUUGUGUUGUUUCAAGGUUUGAAGGUACUCCUUUGUGUAAUAUUGGUUGUAAGAAUUAAAUGGUUAAAGCAUGCUUUUAACUUCAAUUGCUUGGCACAACAGAUAGUGCAGACUUCUAGUUCAAGUUUAGAAACGUUCUCAAGUUAGAGACCAGUAUGUCCUGGUUUUGCAUGAAAUAUAAACUUUGACGCUUCUCCCUCUGGUUUUAAAUUCUAAAGUAUAGCGGUCUGCUCAGUAGGUUUAGUCAAUUCUCUGCUCAAAGCAGGUAAAUCUUUUCCUAAGUGAAUAUCUAAAAUAUCAGGUAAUCUGGGCGUUUCCUACUUUUCCACAUAAACAAGCAGUGGAAAAAAAAUAAGCAAAUUGGAAUAAAACUUGAAUCUUUUCAGGAUGCUAAAGGGAACGGGCUUCUGUUUUGUGUGUUUGUUUUUUUAAUGACAAGAUGUAUAAGGUGUCUUUCAGCUACAGCUGAAAGGAAAUUAAUUCAUAAGGAACCUUGUUCUUAGAGUCAUUAAAAGCCUCACCUAUUGAUAUUGUUUUCUCAAUAUGUUGAGGAGUCAAUCUAGAGAACAGAGAAAAUCCCUCCAAAGCUGGUAGCAUAACUUUCUCUUUUCAGGGAAGGAAAUACUAAGCCAUAGCCAGGUUCUUUAUGAAAUCCCUCUAGAGGUGACAUAUUGGUGCUGGUAGGGAAAAAGGAAAGGGAUUUGUUCUGUUGUCUUAAGUGGAGCCAGAAAAAUGUGUAGAAAAUUCAAGUUCAGUGAGAUAAAAAGCAGAGUUCUAUGUUAAAUUACAGGGGCUUUUUUGUUGGAGAAUGUAUUCCCCUGGCAGGCUUGCAGUAUAGUGAUACAGUCACAAUGGCUGGAAGCACAACAGACAUUUGUAUGCAAAAGCAAACCAGUUACACAGUAGGUGUAAACAUUUGAUUGGUAUAAUUUGUAGAUACUGUUGACUGCCAUUCUCCAGCAGUCAGAGGCAAUUUCACAGAGGGUAGAUAUUUUAAUGACCUGCCUGUACUGGUAAAGAUAAGUUACCAUAAGGGUGAUCCUAUAGAUCACUCAUGACUUCAAGCUAUGUGUAGGAAGAGCUCCACAGAGCUGAUACAGAGGACAGAUUAAGGUAUGUGGUGCAACUCCUAGUGCUGUGUAUCAUGUUACUGAUGGGUACAAAUGUUUAAAGAAUCAUAGAAGCAAAAUUGCACUUCUUGAUGUGACAAAAAGGCCCUUAAGAAAUAGACUUUUUGUAUUUGUGUGUUUGUGUGGGUUUUUUCUGUUGUGAGAUUUCUAAAGAAAACAAACCCAAGUAUGACAUUGAAGUCAAGAGAAUGUCUGAGUUUGAAUGAAACCAACUCAAAAUAAAGAGGACAUUUAACUAUG
Pogoniulus pusillus (Red-fronted tinkerbird) is the source of this 4411-nucleotide messenger RNA. It is a transcript of the gene EOGT, whose product is annotated as EGF domain specific O-linked N-acetylglucosamine transferase. Lineage: Eukaryota; Metazoa; Chordata; Aves; Piciformes; Lybiidae. The transcript is spliced from 17 exons. Gene Ontology annotation, cellular component: endoplasmic reticulum lumen. Gene Ontology annotation, molecular function: protein O-acetylglucosaminyltransferase activity. The record is from RefSeq and is a predicted model, not a curated record. The coding region runs from base 873 to 2456 and encodes 527 amino acids.